This is a messenger RNA of Brassica napus (rape), 444 nucleotides long. Its product is annotated as glycine-rich protein 5-like. The coding region runs from base 1 to 444 and encodes 147 amino acids. The transcript has a single exon. Lineage: Eukaryota; Viridiplantae; Streptophyta; Magnoliopsida; Brassicales; Brassicaceae. The record is from RefSeq and is a predicted model, not a curated record.
AUGGAGCUUUGGAAAAUUUUCAUCAUAGUGUGUGCUUCUGGUUUGGGUGUUUCUAUAUUUCUUAGGAUCUUCACUAGAGCCAUGCGAAACUGUGGAGGUGCUAAUGGUGAUGGAGGAGGAGGAGGAGGAGGAGGAGGAGGUGGGGAUGGAGGCGACGGGGAUGGAGGCGACGAGGAUGGAAGCGACGGGGAUGUGGGGUCGGGUGAUGGAGGAGGAGGAGGAGGGUUUUGGAGUCAUUUUGUCGGAGGUGAUGGAGGAAACGGAGGUGGCCAUGGAGGAUUUUGGGGUCAUGUUGGCGGAGGUGAUGGAGGUUUUGGCGGUGGCGGCGGUGGAGGUGGUGGUGGUGGUGAUGGAGGUGGUGGCGGCGGUGGAGGUGGUGGUGGUGGUGAUGGAGGUGGUGGCGGCGGUGGAGGUGGAGGAGGAGGCGGAGGAGGAGGUUGCUGA